Molecule: messenger RNA, 1243 nt
Organism: Callithrix jacchus (white-tufted-ear marmoset)
Lineage: Eukaryota; Metazoa; Chordata; Mammalia; Primates; Cebidae
Gene: LTA
Product: lymphotoxin alpha
Biological process (GO): immune response; positive regulation of extrinsic apoptotic signaling pathway; positive regulation of canonical NF-kappaB signal transduction
Cellular component (GO): membrane
Molecular function (GO): tumor necrosis factor receptor binding
Source: RefSeq, a predicted model, not a curated record
GUUCUUCCCCAUGACACCACCUGAACGUCUCUUCCUCUCAAGGGUGCAGGGCACCCCCCUACACCUCCUCCUUCUGGGGCUGCUGCUGGCCCUGCUUCCUGGGGCCCAGGGGCUCCCUGGUGUUGGCCUCACACCUUCAGCCUCCCAGAUUGCCCGUCAGCACCCCAAGAUGCAUCUUGCCCGCAGCACCCUCAAACCUGCUGCUCACCUCGUUGGAGACCCCAGCAACCAGAAAUCACUGCGCUGGAGAGCGAACACGGACCGUGCCUUCCUUCAGGAUGGUUUCUCCUUGAGCAACAAUUCUCUCCUGGUCCCCACCAGUGGCAUCUACUUUGUCUACUCCCAGGUGGUCUUCUCUGGGAACGCCUACUCUCCCAAGGCCACACCCACCCCGCUCUACCUGGCCCAUGAGGUCCAGCUCUUCUCCUCCCAGUACCCCUUCCACGUGUCUCUCCUCAGCUCCCAGAAGAUGGUAUAUCCAGGGCUGCAGGAACCCUGGCUGCACUCGAUGUACCAUGGGGCUGCGUUCCAGCUCACCCAGGGAGACCAGCUAUCCACCCACACAGAUGGCAUAGGCCACCUAGUCCUCAGCCCUAGUACUGUCUUCUUUGGAGCCUUUGCUCUGUAGAACUUGGGAAAAUUUGGAAAGAAAAAAUAAUUGAUUUCAAGACCUUCUCCCUAUUCUGCCUCCAUUCUGACGAUUUCAGGGGUUACCACCGCCUCUCCUUUGACCAUUCCACCAGCUCAAGUCUUCCCCAAUCAAGUCAGCUGGAGCUUUCAAAGAAGGAAUUCUAGGCAUCCCAGGGGACCACACCCGCCUGAACCAUCCCGGAUGUCUGUCUGGCUGAGGAUUUCAAGCCUGUCUAGGAAUUCCCCGCCCAAAGCUGUUGGUCUGUCCCACCAGCUAGGUGGGGCCUAGAUCCACACACGGAGGAAGAGCAGAAACGUGGGGGAGCUUGGGGGAUGACUGGGGGCAGGGAGGGGACUAUUUAUGAAGGCAAAAAAUUAAAUUAUUUAUUUAUGGAGGAUGGAGAGAGGGGAAUAAUAAAAGAACAUCCAAGGGGGAAUGAGGAGUGAGAGGGCAUGGGUACAAGGCUGACUGAGAAAGAAAGAAGUAGGCAUCACGGGGGGUCACAUGGCCUCAGAAGGCAGCAAAAGGCCCUGAAAGCCAGCUGCAGACCAGAGCCCCACACAGAGGCAUCUGCACCCUUGAUGAAGCCCAAUAAAUCUCUUUUCUCUGAAA